AGAACAGUUCUGACCCAUGACAACAAGCGCGCUUUUGACACCAUCCAGACAUUAAAAAGGGAACACUCACCUUCCUUCGUGUUUGCAGCCAUGACCAAUUCAUGUGGGAGCUCAAGAAGACCUAGACCCAGCAGGUCUCUGGCCAGGCUUGCAGCAUGCCUGCUGAUGGUGUGGUUGGCAUGGCCUUGCGAAAGAGUCCAUCUCGCCUUCAUCGAGGGCCUAGGCCUAGGCCAAGUCGAGUCACGCAACGGUCGUGGCUGGCAGACAGCGACGAAGGUCCGUGAGCGCUUGGGCAGUUUGUCUCGGAAGACCAGCAAUUCGAAGACAGGUGAUUCAAAGGGCCAGGUCAAAGCUUUAACCACCAGAAUCAAGGAAGCUCGCUCGGCCAUUGAGUUGAUGGGCAUUCUGGAUGAGACCGUGGAUGCCCCAUAUUUUGAUUACAUUCAUGCAGCAGCAGUGUACCACACCUUGGCUACAUUUCGGAGGAUGAAGGGCUCGCUGCCAUCAGGUUGUGCAGAAAGUACUGCUUUGCUUAAGCUGAACGCUCUGCUUCAGGACUUCAUCAAGCGAAGCAAGGUCGGGCCACGAGAGCUUGGCAACGUCUUCUGGGCCGUGGCCGUUUUGUUUGAUGCAGUCCCAGUGGUGACACAGCUCAGUCCAGACAUAGCCAGAGGACUUUCCUUACAGACCCACAGCAUGGAUCCCCAAGCGUUAUCUAACUGUCUUUGGGCAGCUGCGCACUUGAAGGAUGCUGUGCCUGAUGACGUAUUGAAUAUCAUACCAGCCCUCGCAAUACAAAUCCCAGAAAAGGUGGAUGAUAUGAUCCCCCAAGCUUUGUCCAACUGCCUGUGGGCAUCGGCUCAGUUGAAGGAUGUGGCACCUGAUGAUGUAAUGAGGAUCGUGCCAGCACUUGCUGUUCAAAUCCCGGGCAAAGUGGAUGACAUGAUUCCCCAGCACUUGUCCAACUGCUUGUGGGCAUCAGCUCACUUGAAGGAAGUGGUACCUGAUGUAGUGAAGAUCCUCCCAGCACUCAGUGCCAAGCUGCCAGGCAAAGCUGAUGCUAUGAAUCCACAUGAACUUGCCAACAGCGUGCACGGACUUGUGGUCCUUCAGGAUUCUGUUCCGGAGGCGCGGGAAUUGCUUCAAACAACCUCUCAGACCAAUUUCUUGAAAGCAGCUGCCUCAAAAGUCAGUGACUUGCUUCCAAAUUUGAGUGGAAACGACCUGCAUUUGGCAGUGCCUCUGACCGUUUGGGCUUGCGGAAGGACCGGGCUAGACUUCCAGCCACUUCUGACUGCGGUGGCCCGACGCUUUGGAAAAACAACGCUUUCAACUCUCAGUGACUGGGGCCUUUGCGCCUUGACCUGGUCCUACCAGAAGCUGGACCUGACUAUGCAAUUUCGAGACUUUCAGAAGGCCCUGAGAGCGGAAGUUGCGAAGAGGGGGCUGUCCGAAUCGGAUGUGGAGGGUAGUCAGACAAGCUACCUUGAGAAGACUGGACAGACCGAAAAGCAGACAGGCUGAAGCUAGGGAGCAGGCCUGGCCAUGUUGGCAAUCUGCACAAUCCUAUGAGCCUAUGAGGCUGCCUGUGGCGCUUGUCCAGGUUUUAGAGGCUUGUUGAGCCGCGGGUUUCUGGCAUGUUUCAAGGACCAUCCUUGCACCAUCUUGUGCAGAGUGCUGGGUCUUCAAAGUGCACCACCUGGAUCCGAGUGCAGGAGCCCUUGUUGCUGCUGCUGCUGCCCGCUUGAGGCGAUAGAUCAGAGAAAAUGGAUGAACAUAGCAUCGAGGGAACUGAGCGGCUGUUACAUUACACUACACAUAGCAUUGUAUAGUACAUCUUUGGGAAGGGGGCACGCGGGUCGCCCACGGUCCAUCCAUUGAGACCCUCAGUAUGGUGACCGGGGAGUGCUUUUUGUUUCAUGCUUUGUCUAUCUUUGUCUCUGAAGCAUGGGUCCAUCGCCAGGGUGAGGCGGUGCAAAAGGCGGGGAGCCCGACAUGGAACCGUGAAGCGCACAGGAAGCGUUGUUUGCUCACUCCCUCCUGCUAUGUUGAUGAUUAUUCUUUUGUAUUUGUGGCUCCUAGCUGGCCCCAUAGCAAUUGCAAAUAGAUGGGUGCCGCGUGGCAUGUUUCCUCAAUCUUAAUCUUGCGUCAGCACUUUUCAUCAGAACUGUCCAGAACCAGACGCUCAGGCCUAGCAAGACCAGAAAGUGCAAAGGAAGACCUCAGCUCGCUAUACAGCUACCACGUUCCAGUCAUGCCCAAUUCCGUUGCGCUGCCAAGAGGAAUAGUCACCGCCUGCAGGGCAAGAGCUGCAAGAUGCCUGU
Messenger RNA from Durusdinium trenchii, 2324 nucleotides. The record is from the annotation of a GenBank genome assembly. NCBI's taxonomy places the organism in Eukaryota, Dinophyceae, Suessiales, Symbiodiniaceae.